CUGGUUCUUCCCAUAGACGUGGCUCAGUUGUUGCUGUAGUCGCAGGAUGUACAAGUUUGUGCUGUUAUCCUUGGCCCUAUCAGGCCUCCACGCUCUCCCAAUCUCCCGAAGACUGACAAAAACGCACCAUGUUCUUCCUGCGGGGGUUCAAGAUGGCCGACCGGUGCCUCUUCCCGACAGCUUCAGACAAGGCACUGAGCCCCUGCAGCGCUUCAUAGUGGACCUCAACACCGGAAGAGUGCAGGACUACAUCAGCGAAAUGGAGAAGAGAACAGGUUUGCAGUCACCUUCUUUGGGCAAUGGACAUGGAGAAAUGGAUCGAAGACACUGGCUGAACGAAAACUCUGUUGAAGAUGCUCCCAUCCAAAAAAAUGGUGAAGGUUGGGUCCGAGUUGAAGAGCGAGCUACAAUUCCAGAUGGAUUUAGACAAGGAACUGAACCAUCCAAUCGAAUCCCAGAAGGGUUUAGGCAGGGUACCGAACGUUUUAUGCCCAUCCCAGAUGGGUUUAAGCAGGGUACUGAACCAUCUCUAAGGAUCCCAAAAGGGUUCAGACAGGGUACCGAACCAACAGACCCAGCUGACUAUCGAAAUACAGCUCUUUUGAAAGCCCUUCCAGGUAAACAAGUAAACACAAUUCCAGAUGGCUUCAGACAGGGUACUGAGCCUUCCAAUCGCAUCCCAGAAGGAUUCAGGCAGGGUACUGAGCGUUUUAUGCCCAUCCCAGAUGGGUUUAAGCAGGGUACCGAACCAUCUUUAAGGAUCCCAAAAGGGUUCAGACAGGGUACCGAACCAACAGACCCAGCUGACUACCGAAUUACAGCUCUUUUGAAAGCUCUCCCAGGAAAACAAGUAAACACAAUUCCAGAUGGCUUCAGACAGGGUACUGAACCUUCCAAUCGCAUCCCAGAAGGAUUCAGGCAGGGUACUGAGCGUUUUAUGCCCAUCCCAGAUGGGUUUAAGCAGGGUACCGAACCAUCUUUAAGGAUCCCAAAAGGGUUCAGACAGGGUACCGAACCAACAGACCCAGCUGACUACCGAAUUACAGCUCUUUUGAAAGCUCUCCCAGGAAAACAAGUAAACACAAUUCCAGAUGGCUUCAGACAGGGUACUGAACCUUCCAAUCGCAUCCCAGAAGGAUUCAGGCAGGGUACAGAGCGUUUUAUGCCCAUCCCAGAUGGGUUUAAGCAGGGUACUGAACCAUCUUUGAGGAUCCCAAAAGGGUUCAGACAGGGUACCGAACCAAAAAAUCCAGUUGACUACAGAGAACAGUCUAUUAACACACUCCCAGCUAAACAACUCCAACCAGUCCAAGCUAGAUUCGAAACAUCCAAUGACAUUUUGAGUGGUUUUAGACCUGGCUUUGGUCCAUUUAUGCCAGUUCGUGAUGGCGAUGGACCAUCAAAUUAUAUCCCAGCUAGUCUUAGGCAACAAAACAGGCUCGCCAACUUGAACGAACAAAAAACCACUCAGUGCAAAGGGGAAAUCAUCAGUGGACGUUGUUAUACAUUCAACCCAACACGGCUGCCUUUCUUGGAAGCUCAGGAUUCUUGUAAAAGACUGAGUCUGAAUGCAGAGCUCGCCUCAGUCACCAGCAAAGAUCUUCAUUCUCGACUGGUUUCCAUGGUGACGAAUGGAGGAAAGAAAGAGCCAGUGAUGACCUGGCUCGGAGGCACAGUCAAGAACCAGCGUGGCUCGUGGUUGGACGGGGCAGAGUGGGGCUACAGUGACUGGAUGCCUGGACAGCCCAGUAUUCACACAGACAAACCAGCCUGUGUGGAGAUGUUCAGGAUGGAUGAAACUUGGUGGUCUGCUGUCGACUGUGACCUCAAGAGGGCGUCGAUCUGCUCCUAUUCUGUUGUAGUUUAAACUCUUUACAAAUCUGCAACAAAAUAAAACCUAGCAUUAAA
Messenger RNA from Periophthalmus magnuspinnatus, 1908 nucleotides. RefSeq lists its product as uncharacterized. The record is from RefSeq and is a predicted model, not a curated record. The transcript has 8 exons. Bases 47 to 1867 code for a protein of 606 amino acids. Gene Ontology annotation, molecular function: signaling receptor activity. NCBI's taxonomy places the organism in Eukaryota, Metazoa, Chordata, Actinopteri, Gobiiformes, Gobiidae.